AUUUAGAGAAGCCAAUUCACCGACAACCCUGACAACUGUUUUUGCUUAUUUUCUGCCAAGCGCGAAAAUGUGAAUUUCGCAAAUAAUUUAAAUUGUUCAAAAACCAGCGCAAACCAUAAAAAUCCUAUAGAUUUAGGUCAAAUUAAAAGAGCUGGACAGGAGGUGAACGCAAAAGGGACAUCCUUGUGUAACGCGUGCCCCGAAGAACUGCGCAGUAAAAAUCAAUAACUGUAAGUGGCACGCAUCGUCGGUACAUAAAUGUAAAACGCCCAAACAAAAGGCAACGAAGGAAGAUGUCCGACGAUGAGGAGGAUUCCGUGUCCGAGGGCUUCUCGGCCAGCGAAGACGAGUGGAAGCCGAGCAAGGACGCGAAGGGAGGCGAGUCGUCCGACGACGACGACAGCGACUUCGAUGAGCUACAGGCGGAGGGUGGAGCAGCUGGCUCGAGUGGGCGAUCCUCGGCUACUGCAGGCAGAAGGGGCAACGACCACAAGCCUCCCAGCGGCAUAAAGGGCUCCUCGGUGAAAAAACGCAAGCCUACGGGCCAGUCACUCCGCUCAAAGCUGUACAACAAGUACCGCCCGCCCCCAAAGACCUUUACCACUUCUCCAUCGCAGCAGCAGGAGAACUCGCCCCGGGCUUCUGGUUCAAAAAACGCCAGAACGCCCAAUGAAAGCGGUGCACGGGAUCAGCACGAUCAUGCUGAUUCCAGCAGCGAAUCCAGUGUGGAAGACUACCUGGUGAAUCCCUCUGAACUUGAUCUGCAGUCCAGCUUCUUUGUCGGUGGCCAGAAGGAAAAGUCGCCGGCGCCCCAGUUCGAUUGCAACGCGGGAAUUACGAAUCUCUCGGACUCCGGCUCUGGAUCGGAGGACAACAACGAGAGCAGCUUCGAGGACAAGGCAGGCAACGCUUUCGACUUUCGCGGUCUCCUGGAGAACGCGAAGCUUGAGCGCACACGGGAUGCCCUCAGCAAGCGGAAUGUCACGGCCACUCCACCGCGAAGCCAGGCUGCCACCACGGAUGUCAAUGCGCUGCUUGCAUUGGGCGAGAACCAGAACUACCAGAGCGUAGUGGUUGAGGAACAGGAGGGGAACCAGCGGAGGAAACCAGGAAGGGGUGCAGAAGCAACGGCAGUGCCGCCAAGCCUGGAUGAGCCGUCGCGCCUGAGCAAAACCAAGUCGACGAGGAUCAAACGUCACACCAAGACCCGACCCGUGUCUACUGUGGUCGCCACUGCCGGCGACACCGAUGAUUCCGAUUUUGAGGAAGUGGCAGAUGCGGCUCUUUCCAGCGAAGAGGACGACGGCGGAACGCCAAACAUCUCCGGCGACCUCGAGAUCCACGUGGGCCUCCAGGGACUCCGUCCCACCAAGGAGCAAAAGACCCAACACGAACUAGAAAUGGCGCUUAAGCGCCGCCUCAAUCGGGACAUCAAGGAUCGCCAGCUGCUGCUGCACAAGGUCAGUCUGAUGUGCCAGAUAGCCCGUAGCUUGAAUUACAACCGCCUGCUGGGCGAGUCGGAUGCCCUGAUGCAGGCUGCCCUGAAACUCCUGCCCAGUCGAAACGCAUAUCCCACGGAACGGGGCACGGAACUUAAGUAUCUGCAGUCGUUUGUCACCUGGUUUAAGACGGCUAUCAAGCUGAUCAGUCCCAAUUUAUAUUCCGAGCAAUCGGCGGCCAGCAAGAAGUCAAUUUUGGCGUCUUUGCUAGAGCAGAUCAAGCGCAAGGAAGCCCGCUGCAAGCAGGAUAUGGUAUUCAUAUUUAUUGUUCUUGCGCGGGGAAUGGGAAUGAACUGUCGGCUUAUUGUGAAUCUUCAGCCAAUGCCACUGCGUCCGUCGGCAAGCGACCUUAUUCCAAUUAAACUUAAGCCGGACGAAAAGAACAAAAGCCAAACAUUGGAUUCCGAAGAAGAGAGCGAGGAUAAUGAGCACAAAAAACAUAAAAAGCCGUCUAAGCCAGCAAAUUCAAAGAAGGAAAGUGGUAGUAAUAAGUCAACUGCUUCCAAAGAGGCUGACAAGAAGAGCAUUGAGAAAGUUGCGAAGAAAGAGAGCACUAAAACUGCCAGUAAAUCAUCUUCCAGUUCCAAACCCAUUAAGGAAAAUUUAGAAACAGUCAAAUCAAGUGCAGGUAAAGUGGAUAAAAAAGCUUCUAAACCAUUAAGUCUCUCCUCCAAACUGGUUGAAAAAUCCAAGCAUCAACCAUCCCAUAGUUCCAGCAAGUCGGACACUUCUUUCGAGGAAAAGCCCACUUCCUCUUCCCUCUCCAAAUCCUCAAGAAGUGGUACAGAAACUAUCAAAUCAAGUGCAGUCAAAAAAGAGGAUAAGAAGGAUGUAAAGCCGAGCCUUUCCUCCAAAUUGGGUGAGAAAUCUAAACGUCAAGCAUCCCAAAGUUACAGCAAGUCCGAUACAUCUUUUGAAGAAAAACCAAGCACCUCGAAGACAGCUGUUAAAAGUUCUCCAACUCUACAGAAAGCUAAACCAGGUUCGACCCUGUUAAAAAGGGUCACCACUCAAAACAUUGCUGAAUCAGGCGAUGGCAAGAAAGCCAGGAUAGCUCCUUUAGAUAUCUUUUCGCCAGUGGCUGGGCGUACACGUAGAGCUGUGGUAAAACCCAAAAUCGAAGAUAUGCCGCAGACAAUUGGAUCUCCAGUCCUGCCCAAACUGGUGCUGUCCAAGGUGAAGCAAUUGAAUGCCAAGCACAGUGAUGCGGAGAACGCUAGUCCAACCGAGAAGCAUUCCCAGGAACAGCACAGUACUCGGAUAACUCGAUCGCGCAGCAAAUCGCCAAAGGUCCAUAUCUCGCCCACUUUUCUUGGGGGCAAGGCUGUUACAGUGGAACCCAAUCCACAGCCGCCACAAAAAAGCCAAAAGGUCCCAGAAACCAAGGUCCGAAUAUCACCUAGUUUUCUAACCGAAACUAUGCCAAGUCGGCAACUCCGGACUCGAGGUCAAAAGUCUAGUAAUCUGGCCAUUCCCCAACUGGAUGGCGGCGACGAUGUUCCGCUGCCCAAAAAGCGUUUGAAGCUAGAGAAGCUGCACACCUCGCAGGACUCUGACGAGGUUUUUGAGUCCGCUAAGCCAGUGAAAAAGGCCCCAGUCCUGCCCAAGUCAGUGCAAAACCUGCGCAAAGAUCGGCGGGUGAUGUCCACAGAUGACGAGGGCGGUUCAAGGGUCAAGCGUCGGACAGACGCCUCCGAUAUGUGGGUGGAAGUGUGGUCCGAGGUGGAGGAGCAGUGGAUCUGCAUAGACCUGUUCAAGGGCAAGCUCCACUGCGUGGACACUAUAAGGAAAAAUGCCACCCCCGGAUUGGCCUACGUUUUUGCCUUUCAGGACGAUCAGAGCAUCAAGGAUGUGACCGCCCGUUACUGCGCCAGUUGGAGUACCACCGUGCGCAAGUCGCGAGUGGAAAAAGCCUGGUUGGACGAAGCCAUCACGCCUUAUUUGGGACGUCGCACCAAACGCGACAUUACUGAGGAUGAGCAACUGCGUCGCAUCCAUUCCGACAAACCCCUGCCGAAGUCUAUUUCCGAGUUCAAGGACCACCCGCUAUACGUGCUCGAACGGCACCUGCUCAAGUUCCAGGGCCUAUACCCACCGGAUGCGCCCACCCUGGGCUUCAUCCGUGGGGAAGCUGUGUACUCCAGGGACUGCGUUCAUCUCCUGCACUCGCGUGAAAUUUGGUUAAAGAGUGCUCGUGUUGUGAAGCUGGGCGAGCAGCCGUACAAGGUGGUCAAAGCGCGUCCCAAGUGGGACAAGCUGACUCGCUCCGUCAUCAAGGACCAGCCUUUGGAGAUCUUUGGCUACUGGCAAACGCAGGAAUACGAACCACCCACUGCAGAGAAUGGAAUCGUGCCUCGUAAUGCCUAUGGAAACGUGGAGCUCUUUAAGGCCUGCAUGCUGCCCAAAAAGACAGUGCAUUUGAGAUUGCCUGGUUUAAUGCGCGUUUGCAAGAAGCUAAACAUUGAUUGUGCCAAUGCGGUGAUUGGCUUCGAUUUUCAUCAGGGCGCUUGUCAUCCCAUGUACGACGGCUUCAUUGUUUGCGAGGAGUUCCGCGAAGUGGUCGAAGCUGCCUGGGAAGAGGACCAGCAGGAGCAGGCGCGCAAGGAGCAGGAGAAGUACGAGACUCGUGUUUACGGGAACUGGAAAAAAUUAAUCAAGGGUGUCCUAAUACGCGAGCGUCUCAAGAAAAAAUACAACUUCUAAAUAUCUGUUCCUUUGAUUUGUUCUAUAUUGCUUUGUUUAAAUUUGUCUUGAUUUUUUUUGUGCUUGAAAAAUAUUAUGAUUCCAAUAAAUUGUCCACUUGUGAUUAUUUCGAAUUA
Drosophila ficusphila is the source of this 4318-nucleotide messenger RNA. It is a transcript of the gene Xpc, whose product is annotated as DNA repair protein complementing XP-C cells homolog. Gene Ontology annotation, cellular component: nucleus; XPC complex; nucleotide-excision repair factor 2 complex. Lineage: Eukaryota; Metazoa; Arthropoda; Insecta; Diptera; Drosophilidae. Gene Ontology annotation, molecular function: single-stranded DNA binding; damaged DNA binding. The record is from RefSeq and is a predicted model, not a curated record. Gene Ontology annotation, biological process: nucleotide-excision repair; mismatch repair.